This is a messenger RNA of Mya arenaria, 10792 nucleotides long. RefSeq lists its product as uncharacterized. Bases 132 to 908 code for a protein of 258 amino acids. The transcript has 6 exons. Gene Ontology annotation, molecular function: FAD binding; oxidoreductase activity. Lineage: Eukaryota; Metazoa; Mollusca; Bivalvia; Myida; Myidae. The record is from RefSeq and is a predicted model, not a curated record.
AUCCAGCUCACGGUCUGCUCUAUUAAUUGUAGGAAAAACAAGGUGUAUGGAUAUUUCGCAAUAAUGGAAUGAUUUUAACUACCACUGACAAUUGGAUGUAGGUUUACCUUUGUUGUCGGCUAGCAUUCAAUAUGAGUUCAGCGCUAGCCUUGCUGGCAAGUGUUGCCUUGAUGGGCUGGGAUGUGACUGGCGAUGGACAUGACAGGGAACAAGGUAGCGUUCACAACAUAAUCUCGGAGCGGUGCUGCCCAAGUGAUGAAUGCUACCCCUCUCAGAUGGACAUGGCCGCCCUCAACCAUGAUAUGAACGGGCACCUGCUGUUGCCAAGCUACCCAGAGUACAGUAAACAGGCACAUAUGUACAACACCAUUGAACAGAGGUACCCAAAUUUGAUCGCCGUGGUGAAGAACGCUGAUGACAUCCAGAAAGCGGUGCAGUUCGCCCGGAAAUACAACUUACACGUGACAGUACGGAGCUCGGGACACGACUAUGUGGGCCGCUCCACGUGGGAGGGAAGUUUCCUCGUAAGCCUGUCUGAGAUGGACGAGAUGGAGAUAGACCUGAGCACGGAGAGGAGCCCACAUGGCACGGUUAAGGUGCAGACCGGGAUACAAUGGCAGGAGAUAUACGAGAAGUUGAACACGCUUGGGCGUGUUGUGGUUGGCGGCAGCGCCCACACAGUGACCCCGGGGGGCUACAUGCUCGGUGGUGGGCACAGCCCCGUGUCCCGUUCCCUUGGAUACGUCAUCGACAACCUGCUAGAGGCUCAGGUGGUGCUUGCUGACGGUUCGAUCGCCACUGCGACGGAGAACAGGACGGUGAUUGUCACCCCGGUAGGCGAUAUCAUGUAUCACGAGAACGGAGACCUGUUCUGGGCACUUAGGGGCGGCGGUGGGGGCACAUUUUGAAUUGCCGUCUACUUUGUUUACCGCCUGAACCCAAUGCCGUCCCAGAUGGUAGUUUUCAGUAUGCUCGUCGCCAUUGAAAUGAACGUUUUGGGGUUAAACUUUUUCGAAGAGGUAUUAGAAGUUGUUGAGCAGCUACUGGAGAAAAUACCGCCAACAUGGGGUGGCUACUGGCUGCUUAACAACUUUCCGGGAUCUUUCGAGGACCCCGGCUCCAAAACCAUGAUCAAUUACAAGGGUUCGCUAACAUUCUUCUUUAACAAGUUUGCGCCCUGGGAUGGAUCCGAAUAUAAAGAAUAAGAGCCUGCAGUCAACUGGGCAAGAAGCAAGUAAGUAGAAACACUUGUAUCAGGAAUAAGACACUAAUGUUAAUGAGCGGCGGCUCUGUUCACUUGCAUUUAUCUUUCUUUUAUAGGAAAGAAAUGUCAGUUUAUACAAAUCCCAUUAUGCGCGAUCUAACAAUCUGAUACUAUAGUCUGAUAAAUUAUAGAAUCUUGAUUCUGUUUCCUGGAUAGAAACAAGUUCUGGUGUCAGUUUUGAGAAGCCAUGUGAAAGUACCUCUGUUGGUGAUCGAACCCACUACCUCCUGUGUAAGAGGUGGACACCUACACCACUUAACCAAUCUGACCAUGUCGGGGAUCGAGUCAACGGUUUCCUCUUUGAGGGGUGGAUACCCAUACCACUAAACCACUCACAUCCUGUUGAAGAUCGAACCCACUAUCUUCUGUAUAAGAGGUGGACAUAAAUACCACUAAACCACUUUCACCCAGUAAGGGAUUUAACCCACACCCUGCUGUGUGAGUUGUGGACAUAAAAACUUUUACCACUCUCACCCUGUAAGGAAUCGUACCUACACCCUCCUGUGUGAGGGGUGGACAUAAAUACUACUUAACCAUUCUCACAAUGUGAGGGAUCGAACCUACUACUUCCUGUUUGAGAGGUGGACACCUUUACCACUAAACCAUUCUGACCCAGUUGGGGAUCGAACCUACAACCUCCUGUGUGAGAGGUGGGCAUCUACACCACUUUACCACUCUGGCCAUGUUGGGGAUCGAGCACGCUACUUCCUCUUUGAGGGGUGGACACGCAUACCAUUAAACCACUAUCACCCUGUUAGGGAUCGAACCCACGCCCUCCUGUGUGAGACGUGGACACGUACACCACUAAACCAUUCUUUACCUAUCUGGGAUCGAGCUCACUUCUUUCAGUGUGAGCGAUUGGUACCCUUACCACUUAACCAUCCUGACCCUGUUAGAGAUCGACCUACUACCCCCUGUGUGAGGGAUGGACACCUACACCACUCAACCAUUCUCACACUGUGAGGGAUCGAACCCUUUACUUCCUGUGCAAGAGAUGGACACAUGUAUCACUAAACCACUCUGAUCCUAUUAGGGAUCGCACCCAUAACCUUCUUUGUGAGAGAGGACACCUACACCACUAAACCACCCUCACCCUGUUCGGGAUCGAACCCACUACCACUUGUAUGAGAUAAGGAUACCCAUACCACUAAACCACUCUCACCCUUUUAGGGAUCGAGCCCACUACCUCUUGUGUGAGAGAUUGACACAUAUACCAAUAAACCACUCUCACCCUUUUAGGGAUCGCACCCACAACUUCCUGUGUGAGAGAUGGACACCUUUACCACUAAACCACUCUCACCCUUUUAGGGAUCCACCAAAUACCUCCUGUGAGAGAUGGACACCUAUACCACCAAUCAACUCUCACCCUUUUAGGGAUCGAACCCACUACUUCUUGUGUGAGGGAUGAACACCUAUACCACUAAACCACUCUCGUCCUGUCAGGAAUCGAACCCACUACCUCCUGUGUGAGAGAUGGACACCUAUACCACUAAACCACUCUCGACCUGUCAGGGAUCGAACCACUUCCUUCUGUGUGAGAGGUGUACACCUAUACCACUUAACCACUCUGGACCUGUCAGGGAUUAAACCCACUACCUUCUGUGUGAGAGAUGGCCACCUAUACCACUGAACCACUCUCGACCUGUCAGGGAUCGAACCCACUACCUUCUGUGUGAGAGAUGGACACCUAUACCACUAAACCACUCUCGACCUGUCAGGGAUCGAACCCACUACCUCCUGUGUGAGAGAUGGACACCUAUACCACUAAACCACUCUCACCCUUUUAGGGAUCGAACCCAUACCUCCUGUGUGAGAGAUUGACACCUAUACCACCAAAACCACUCUCACCCUAUUGGGGAUCGAACCCACUACCUCCUGUGUGAACAAUGGACACCUUUACCACUAAACCACUCUCGACCUGUUAGGGAUGGAACCCACUACCUCAUGUGUGAGAGGUUGACACCUAUACCACUAAACAACUCUCACCCUAUUAGGGAUCGUACCCAUGCCCUCCUGUGUGAGAGGUGGACACCUAUACCAUCAAAUCGUCCUCACCCUGUUUGGGAUCGAACCCAUGCCCUCAUGUCUGAAAGGUGGACACUAUACCACUAAACCUCCCUCACCCUGUUUGGUAUCGAACCCACUACCUUCUGUGUGAGAGAUGGACACCUAUACCACUAAACCACUCUCACCCUAUUAGAGAUCGUACCCACGCCCUCCUGUGUGAGAGGUGGACACCUUUACCACUUAACCUUCCUCGCCGUGUUUGGGAUCGAACCCACGCCCUCCUGUGUGGGAGGUGGACACCUAAACCAUUUAACCACUCUCACUCUGUUAGGGAUUGACCCCACUGCCUUCCGUAUGAAAGGUGGACAUUAAUACCACUAAACCACUCUCACCAGGUAAGGGGUCUAACCCACACCCUCCUGUGUGAGGGGUGGACAUAUAUACCACUAAACCACUCUCACCCUGUUAGGGAUCGUACCCACGCCCUCCUGUGUGAGAGGUGGACACUAUACCACCAAAUCGCCCUCACCCUGUUUGGGAUCGAACCCAUGCCCUGAUGUGUGAAAGGUGGACACCUAUACCACUAAACCUCCCUCACCCUGUUUUGGAUCGGACCCACUACCCCCUGUGUGAGAGGUGGACACCUUUACUACUAAACCACUCUCAUCCUGUUUGGGAUAGAACCCACGCACUCCUGUGUGAGAGGUGAACACCUAAACCAUUUAACCACUCUCACCCUGUUAGGGAUUGACCCCACUGCCUUCCGGAUGAAAGGUGGACAUUAAUACCACUCUCACCCAGUAGGGGAUCUAACCCACACCAUCCUGUGUGAGGGGUGGAUAUAAAUACUUCUAAACCACUCUCACCCUGUUGGCGACUGUCUACCUGCAGCGUAAGAAGGGACACAUUUACCACUCUAAACAUCUCGUAGACAUUGGAUAAUUUUCUUCUGCUAUUUUAUCGUUUAUCAUACCGGUAUCAUAUAUUUAAAUCAGUUUAUGUACAGGUAUGCUACCAGAACCAUACAAUCAUUGAAUGUAUUUAUUAGUAUUGCGGUAUAGGAUUAUUUAAGUACUAUUAGGUAUUCGACGCUCAGACGGGAUAGAGAAAACAUUGCAAAAUUGUCAAAUCUCGAGUUUUUUCUUAAUCUUUGGUAUUCACUUCGGGAAGAUGUCAUUUGACUCUGCGGGAAUAAAUUAUCAAGAUCAGCUUGAGUUUAGCCAUAGGCAGCUUUCGUCUAUUUCCUUGGGCCAGUCUAUCCAGCCGGAAGACCGUAGCAGGAGACCGGAAGUACAACGUGGCAAGGAGCCGGUUUGCACAUCUCGUGGCAGGGACUCGGAGACCUUGAAUGAUAGAGACCCUGGAGCAAGUUACAGCGGAGAUAAAGAUAGGCCUGGGCCCUCGGGGGAUAGAGAAGGAGAUUUGUUUGGAGCUUUUGAUUUAUUCAGAUCUUAUUUUGACACGAAACUUUCAACAUUAAAACAAGAGCUAACGAGUACAAGUUGCAAACAAAAGGAAAAAGAUAACAUUCCUUAUUUCAAGAAUACCUCCUGCAAAAUUCAGUUUCAGUUCAAUACUGACAUUUCAAACUUGUUACACUUUAUCGUGGAUUCUGACAGCCUUGAUUCAAAUAAAGAAAAAGCUAAAGAAGCGCUAAGGAAAAUUAAACAUAGAAACAAACUUAUUCGUUUGGCGGACAAUUCCCCUGGGGGCUGGGCCACAGUCAAAGAAUAUGAAACCCCAGAAUUGGGCUCUGAUAGCGAUGACGAGCGUAAAAUCAAAAGGGCUGAAGCCAAGGCUGUCAGAAAACUUAAAAAGGGUAAUCCUACAAAUGCUGAUUCUCUUUCUUUUUUCCCUGAUCGUAUGGAGCGGAGGCCAGCACCAGCGGCAACCUUUGGAUACCCGGGACGUUCUUCCGGUGCGGGCCCAUCUUCCCCUCACGGCCCAUGGCUACGGGCAUGCGGGAUCUUUUUCGGACCUACAGUCCCUAUCAGGACCAGUAUCAACCCCAGCAACCCUAUUAUAGAACGCUAGAUAAAGUCAUCUGCUUCGCAUGUGGAAAGCGGGAUCACUUCCGGCGCGAGUGCGAGUGGCUAUCCAGAUUUAACCAGUCAGCCAACCGUGAUGUCAAGCCCACAGGAGCAAACUCAGCCACUUAAUGAUGAGUAUUUAUUCAAUAUUUGUAAUCAAGAUCAUUGUUUUGAGUUUUAAUCUGAUUCUCCCAUCAAAACAUCUUUGGUUAAAGGCAGCCUUAAAAAACAAUGUACACUAUUGGAAGACUAUUGGCACAAACCCUGAUAUAAUAGAUGUUAUUGAAAACGGCUAUAAAAUUCCUUUCAUUUCAAUGCCGGAAACAUCGUUUUCAAAAAAUAAUCAGUCAGCUCUUUGAAAUAUUGAAUUUGUUAAAGAAUCUAUUGAUGACAUGUUGAAAAACGGUUUUAUAGAACAAACAGAUUUUCCACCUCAUGUAGUCAGUCCUUUAAGUGUUUCUGUAAACAAAUCGGGUAAGAAACGACUUAUUUUAGAUCUCAGAAUAGUAAAAAAAAUAUAUUUGGAAGGAAAAGAUGACAUUUGAAGAUUGGAAAGUAGGAGUCGAAUAUUUUGAAAAAGACUCGUAUUGUUACAAAUUGGAUUUGUCUAAAGGUUAUUAUCAUAUCGAUAUAUUCCCAGAACAUAAAACAUUUCUGGGUUUCAGUUUAGAAGGAAAAUACUUCUGCUACUCUGUGGUUGCUUUCGGUUUGUCGAGCGCUCCUUUUAUUUUCAGUAAGGCAUUGCGUGAAAUGGUUAAGUUCUGGAGAUUCAACGGUAUCAAAAUUGUUAUAUUUCUUGAUAAUGGGUGGGGGACCAACAAGAGUUGCGAUUUAGCUACACGCGAUGCAAUAUUUGUGAAAGAUAGCCUCAAUCAGGCAGGGCUUAUUAUAAAUGAUGAAAAGUCAGUCUGGUUACCGGUUCAAAAUCUAGAGUGGAUUGGCUUGUUGUGGAAUAGCAUUGACUACUCUAUUAGCAUUCCAGCACGUAGAAUUGAAGAUUUUAAAAUGUUGCUUUUGGAAUUUUUAAAUUCUCUUCCUAUUGUUUCUGAGUUUAGCGAAGUGCACCGGGAAAGUAAUUUCUAUGAUGCCGGUUAUUGGCAAUAUUGCACGGCUUAUGACUAGAUUUAUGUACAUUCAAAUUUGUUCAAGGACUAGUUGGGAUUUCCCAUUCAGUUAAGAAAUAGACUGUCCGUGUAUUUCUGAGAUUAGAUUCUGGCUCGAACAUGUAGACAAUUUAAAUUACAGAAAAUUGGGUAAAUGCACUGCUGUAGAUACGCUAAAAGUGUAUUCUGAUGCUAGUAGUUUCGCAUGUGGAGCGCAUAUUGUCAAUAUGCCAGGUUUUGUUUUUCACGACAUGUGGUCAGAAGAUGACAAAGAUAAAAGUUCAACUUUCCGAGAAAUGAAGGCUGUAUUUUUGGCACUGAGAGCGUAUGGACAUUCUUUAGCAAAUCAUAAGGUGAAAUGGUUCUCAGAUUCUCAAGUUUGUGUUCAUGUUAUCAAGGUUGGCAGCCCCAUUUUAGAGUUACAGGAAUUAGCUCUGAAUGUGUUUAGACUUUGUUUACAAAACAAGAUUGAUCUAGAUAUUCAAUGGGUCCCUAGGGAUUUGAACCAGAUUGCUGAUGAUAUCAGUAAAUAUAGGAAUACUGAUGAAUGGGAGGUUACACCUCAGUUUUUCGGGUAUAUGAAUAGGAUAUGGGGACCGUUUACAGUGGACAGAUUUGCUAAUUAUAGUAAUAGGAAAAUACAUAGAUUCAAUUCUAAGUUUCAUGAUUUUGAAACUGAGGCAGUCGAUGCAUUCACACAGAAUUGGGCCAGUGAAAAUAAUUGGUUAGUCCCGCCUAUUUAUCUAGUAAAUAGAGCUGUAUUUCAUUUAAUUGCUUGUUCUGCACAUGGAACUUUAGUUGUUCCUAAAUGGCCUAGCGCAGCAUUUUGGCCAACUUUGUUUGAAGCAAAUUGCCAGAAGAGAGAUUUUGUAUUGGGGUUUUUGGAGUUUGAUAAAUGGCAAUCAAUAUUUGAUAGCAGGAGUGAUAGCGUAUUUAGUUCUAGACGUUUCUCUAGCAAAGUUCUAGCUAUUCGUCUUUACUGGCCAGUAUUUUAAUGUAUACUAGACUGCAGAAGUAAGAAGUAAAUUGUGCUUAGUUGUGUUUUGUUUAGCUUGUGUGAUGCACACGAUUAUGAAUUAUGGAGAGGAAAUGUAUAACUUUUCGAGGAAAAGUAUAUCAAAGAUAGUAAUGACUAUACAUGACUCAGCAUUGAGUUGGAGUUGUUUACACUGGCUAUGCUUAAUAUUGUAAGCGUUUAAUGCUCAUGAAGGAAGCGAAAAAUAUUUUAAAUUUGUAUUUGCUAAUUGUAAAACAGCGUUUUCUGUAUAUAUACCUUGAUGUUUAAAAAGCACCGUUUAUAAAGAUCAUGAUCUUAAUAUUUAUUUUGGCAUAAAGGACGAUGAAAAGUAUAAGAAAGAUAAUCGUGAAAAUACAUGAUAUGAGUGUGUGUGGGUUGUUUCCCCUACGUUAUCGGCAUUAAUUUCGUUUAAUCGGCCUGUCGAGCCGGAGUGCCCAUUUGUACCUGGUACAAAUGAAGUCGUGUACUGUACACGAAGAUUAUAAGAAAUAUGUUUUGAAUGGUAUAUGUGUAUGUGAAAGGAAAAGUAAAUAAUUAUACACAAAAAGGUGUUAUUAUGUUAUUAUAUUAUACAUUUGACAGAUGCAUUCAAGGUUGGACAUUGGAGGAAUUUUCACAAAGAAUGUCUGCCCGAUGAUCCCAAAACACAUCAUGAUAAUUUACAAACGCUGGUGAAACUGUCAAAAUCAGAUAACACUUACAAACAAUACAAUUGUUAUUUUAAAUCGUUUUGCCAGUGGUGCAAAAAAUAUGAAUUUAAACCGCUUCCAGCUUUCGAUUAUCAUGUUGCACUUUUUCUUUCAUCCAUGAAAGAUUCUUCACCGUCAGCGUCAAAAGUGAACGCCAUUACUUAUAGUAUUUCGUGGGCUCAUAAAGUUUCAGGGUUUUCUGACCCUUGUAAUACAAAUCUAGUAAGUUUUACCAAAAAUGGUCUGUUGCGAGAUUCUGGCAGGCCGAUUCAGCAAAAAUCUGAAAUUUCUAAAGAAGAUUUGCUUAAACUUAUUGCUCAUUUCGGAAAUACAACCAAUAUCUUGGAUUUAAGAUUCAUUUGCUUGUGUUUAGUAAGUUUUGCAGUUUUUUAGAGAUUUAGUGAGCUUUCACAUAUUAAAAGGUCUGAUCUUAAGAUUUUUUCUGAUUGUGCAGAAAUUUUUAUUUCUUCUAGUAAAACAGAUCAGUGCAAAGCUGGCGAAAAGGUGAUCAUUUCUAGAACAGGAAAAUGUUCUUGUCCAGUUUCUUUCCUUGAGAAAUUUCUGUUUGAAGCUGAAAUUAAUGAUAAAUCAUGUGAUUACUUUUUUGUAAUAUCAGAUAUUCUCGUAAAUUGAAUAAGCAUAUUCUUUGCCCGGAAAAACCUAUUUCUUACAAUAGAGCCAGGGAAAUUUUGAUAACAAAUCUAAAAGCUGUCGGUAUUGAUAGUAAACAAUAUGGUUUACAUUCGUUUCGUUCGGGUGGGGCCACAGCAGCGGUUGCAAAUGGUGUAUCAGAGAGAUUGCUUAAAAAGCAUGGACGUUGGAAGUCCGACAGUGCUAAGGACAGAUAUGUUAGAGAUUCGGUACAAGUCAAAAUGAGUGUAUCGAAAAAUCUAGGAAUUUAGAUUAUUCAUUUUUUCUUUGUAUUUGACAAGUAUUGAAAUUAUUUCAUUUAUUUUGAAAUCAUGUUAAGGAUGGUUUGUUUACAAAUAUGACGAGAAUGGUAUUUAGUGUAUUGUAAAACGAAUAAUGUUAUACGAAGUAUUCGUAUGUUUAUGUAAAAAGAAUUCUUUUUCUUAGUCACUUGCGAUGAUCUGUAGAUCUUUAGUUUAACUGGAGCAAAUGUAUAAUUUGUUUUGUUUUGUUUUAAAAAACAUACAGUAAAAGAUUCCCCGUUCUUUUUCUUUCGCUUAAGUAUCCCGUCUGUAGCACACUUACACAUGUGUUCAUUUUAUUUUAUUAUCCUUAAGGUAAAUAAUAAAUUAUUUAUGUUUGGCAUGGAAUAUAAUGAAAUAGAAAACAUAAAUGUAUUUAUUAUUGUUGCGGUAUAGGAUUAUAAAAGUACUAUUAUGUAUAGGUCUGGUUACUCGUGCGUAAAUCAGGAGUUUUCCUCGUGCAUUUACUGAACUGAAUUGGUUAUUCGACGCUCAGACGGGAUAGAGUAAACAUUGCAAAAUUGUCAAAUUUUCAUUAUCUAUGAAUGUAUUCAGAUACAUAUAAUAAUAUAUGUUAAACAUUAUUUCGAACCUUGUUUAAAAUAUAUUUAUAUUUUCAGAUUGGUAUUUUACUGUUACCAUGGCAAUGCGAGUAUUGUUGAGUCUGAGAGUGGGUGCAGCAGUGGUUCCGGACACUUUACGACUGCUUUUAGCAGCGUAUUUUUCAUUAUGAAAUAUGUAUAAGAACUGUGAAGCCAGUAGUAAUAAUUUACUGGAAUUAUUUUAUCUUUGAUUAAAGUAUCCCGUCUGUAGCACAUCUACACAUGUGUUCAUUUUAUUUUAUUAUCCUUAAGGUAAAUAAUAAAUUAUUUAUGUUUGGCAUGGAAUAUAAUGAAAUAGAAAACAUAAUCAUAAAUAGACAAGUCGCGAAACUCGGUGUGUACUUUUACUUGAACGUGUAGCUGCACGUGCGUUGAGAUUAUUUUUUGACAAAUUCCACAUUGAUAUAAUCCACUUUACCCGUAGUAUCGUAUAUGUCAUGCUAGCCAACACAAUGCACACAUGGCUGGAUGAUGCAUCCGCAUAAGAAGUGAUUUGCAACCUCUCUAUUUCCUUAUGUGAUCGUGAAUUGACGUGUAAAUAACCAUGUACUUCAUAUUAACGUUAUGUUCCAACAAAUACAUGGCCAAAGUUAUACUUCAUCCUCAUGAUGCCACCUUACCAUUGUCAAUUUCCAUUUCUUAUGUGUAUUUGAACCUUUUAUUCAAAUGUUAUUCUCCAUUCAUGGAAUUAUGCUGAACCGACAGACCGUAGUUCCUUAAUGUCCAGUUCGGCAUGAAUUUAAAAUUAUUUUUAACAGACAAGUACCAUUCACCUUCACAAAAAAGACGGAUUUUUGGGACUACGAAAAAGACGGGAAUGACCCGCCAAUCGUGCGUACAUAUUUGGCGGGCACUUUGUUGCAGCCAGGACGGGUCGGAAAAGAAUUCCGGGCCUUUAUGAGGGAGCAGCUGUUUGUGGGGGUGGCCAGAGAUUUGUGGAUUGGUUGCACAGGGAUUCUCUUGGGAGGCAAAACCACGGAAGGUUCCUUAGAGAGCACACCCCUACAUCCGGGCUAUCGGUCGACAGUGACGUCAUUAUCAUGCGGAAUUGCCCUGGCCGACGCCGAAAGCGGGGCCCCUCUCUUGAAUCAGACGACCGGUAACAACGAGCUUAUCGAAUACUUCCAGACGUUUGCAAAAGGAAUAA